This is a messenger RNA of Ochotona princeps (American pika), 2811 nucleotides long. RefSeq names its product forkhead box O3 (gene FOXO3). The record is from RefSeq and is a predicted model, not a curated record. Gene Ontology annotation, biological process: regulation of transcription by RNA polymerase II. The transcript is spliced from 4 exons. Lineage: Eukaryota; Metazoa; Chordata; Mammalia; Lagomorpha; Ochotonidae. Gene Ontology annotation, cellular component: nucleus; mitochondrial matrix. Gene Ontology annotation, molecular function: DNA-binding transcription factor activity, RNA polymerase II-specific; RNA polymerase II cis-regulatory region sequence-specific DNA binding. The coding region runs from base 343 to 2379 and encodes 678 amino acids.
UGCUCGUGGAAGGGAGGAGGAGGAGGAGGAGGAGGAGGAAUGUGGAAGGCGGCGGCGGCGCGCAGGCUGACAGGCGGUUCCUCGCGCGGGCUGCGGCGGAGGCGGCCCGAGCGCCUCUCCUCGGCCCAGGUUACGCUCCCCCUCCUUCCCGUGGUCCGGACCCGCGUGGAAUUGUGCGUCCUCCCGCCUGGUCCCUGAAGGGGAAAGGCAGCCGAGCAAGCAGCAGCGGCAGCGCCCCCAUCCCUCCUCUCCCACCCCCUGCCGCACCCGCCCCGGCGCGAGAGGAGAAGCGCGAGAAGAGCCGCGAGCGGGCAGGCGGUGCGGUGCGAGCGGGCGCCGAAGAUGGCAGAGGCGCCGGCCUCCCCGGCCCCGCUCUCUCCGCUCGAAGUGGAACUGGACCCGGAGUUCGAGCCCCAGAGCCGACCGCGUUCCUGUACUUGGCCCCUGCAGAGGCCGGAGCUCCAGGCGAGUCCUGCCAAGCCCCCGGGGGAUACGGCCACCGACUCCAUGAUCCCGGAGGAGGAGGACGAUGAAGACGACGAGGACGGCGGCGGCCGCGCUGUCUCAGCCAUGGCGAUCGGCGGCGUUGGCGUUGGUGGCGCCGGUGGCGUUAGCGUUGGCGGCACGCUGGGCUCCGGGCUGCUCCUGGAUGAUUCGGCCCGGCUGCUGGCUCCCGGAGGGCAGGACCUCGGGCCGGGGCCAGCCCCGGCGGCGGGCGCGCUGGGCGGCGGGACGCAGACUCCUUCGCUGCAGCCGCAGCAGCCGCUGGCACCACCGCAGUCGGGGGCGGCCGGGGGCUCGGGGCAGCCGAGGAAAUGCUCGUCGCGGCGGAACGCCUGGGGGAACCUAUCGUAUGCCGACCUGAUCACUCGCGCCAUCGAGAGCUCCCCGGACAAGCGGCUCACUCUGUCCCAGAUCUACGAGUGGAUGGUGCGCUGCGUGCCCUACUUCAAGGAUAAGGGCGACAGCAACAGCUCUGCUGGCUGGAAGAACUCCAUCCGACACAAUCUGUCGCUGCACAGCCGGUUCAUGCGGGUACAGAAUGAGGGAACUGGCAAGAGCUCGUGGUGGAUCAUCAACCCGGACGGGGGCAAAAGCGGGAAGGCACCCCGGCGGCGGGCAGUCUCCAUGGACAACAGCAACAAGUACACCAAGAGCCGAGGCCGUGCCGCCAAGAAGAAGGCGGCCCUCCAGGCAGCACCUGAGGCAGCUGAUGACAGCCCCUCCCAGCUGCCCAAGUGGCCUGGCAGCCCCACGUCACGCAGCAGCGACGAGCUGGAUGCCUGGACGGACUUCCGCUCACGCACCAAUUCCAACGCCAGCACUGUCAGCGGCCGCCUGUCGCCCAUCCUGGCAAGUGCAGAGCUGGACGACGUCCAGGACGACGACGCACCGCUCUCCCCCAUGCUGUACAGCAGCUCGGCCAGCCUGUCACCCUCAGUGAGCAAGCCGUGCACCGUGGAGCUGCCGCGGCUCACUGACAUGAACCUGAACGAUGGGCUGGCCGACAACCUCAUGGAUGACUUGUUGGAUAAUAUCACGCUCCCGGCAUCCCAGGCGUCACCCCCUGGGGCGCUCAUGCAACGGAGCUCCAGCUUCCCAUACACCGCCAAGAGCUCCGGCCUCAGCUCUCCAACCAGCUCCUUCAACAGCACGGUGUUCGGGCCUUCGUCUCUCAACUCCCUGCGCCAGUCGCCCAUGCAGACCAUCCAAGAGAACAAGCCCACCACCUUCUCUUCCGUGUCGCACUACAGCAACCAGACACUCCAAGAUCUACUCACUUCAGACUCGCUGAGCCACAGCGAUGUCAUGAUGACCCAGUCAGACCCCUUGAUGUCCCAGGCCAGCACCGCCGUGUCCGCUCAGAACUCCCGCCGGAACGUGAUGCUGCGCAAUGAUCCGAUGAUGUCCUUCGCUGCCCAGCCUAGCCAGGGGAGUUUGGCCAAUCAGAACUUGCUCCACCACCAGCACCAAAGCCAGGGGGCUCUCGGUGGCAGCCGUGCCUUGUCGAAUCCCAUCAGUAGCAUGGGCUUGAGUGACUCCGGCAGCCUCGGGUCAGCCAAACACCAGCACCAGUCUCCCGCCAGCCAGUCUAUGCAAACCCUCUCGGACUCUCUCUCAGGCUCCUCCCCAUACUCAGCGUGCGCCACCCUGCCCGUCAUGGGCCACGAGAAGUUCCCCAGCGACCUGGACUUGGACAUGUUCAAUGGGAGCUUGGAAUGUGACAUGGAAUCCAUCAUCCGCAGUGAACUCAUGGAUGCGGACGGGUUGGAUUUUAACUUUGAUUCCCUCAUCUCCACGCAGAACGUGGUUGGUUUGAACGUGGGGAGCUUCACUGGUGCUAAGCAGGCCUCAUCUCAGAGCUGGGUGCCAGGCUGAAGGACCACUGAGGAAAGGGGAAGUGGGCAAAGCAGACCCUCAAACUGACACAAGAUCUACAGAGAAAACCCUUUGCCAAAUCUGCUCUCAGCAAGUGGACAGUGAUACCGUUUACAGCUUGACACCUUCGUGACUCCCGCGCCAUUUUCCUAACCCAGCAGAGACUGUUAACGGGCCUGACCCUGGGUGAAGCACUUGCCCUCGGAAUGGAACUCUAUGAAGUAUGCAAAACCUUCCUUGGAUGGGGGCGGGGUACGAACCAACCACCUGCCAGUGAGGACAGCACCCGCCAGCACCGCCUACCCUCCUUCUGAGCACACCCACUUGAGCUCCUGGUGGUGACUGACUCUCACGAUGGUUUUCUGGGAUGUUUUAAGUGUUGUGUUUGUUUUCUUUUGACUCUCUGAGUUUUUUUUUUCCACACGCACUAAC